AUGAGAAGCUCGAUACCCCGUGAAGGAGAUGACUCCCUAUAUAUUAGGCUCAAUUUCAUUACCAGCCUGGCUAAUCUGAAAGGCGUGACUGGCCCAAGAACGGUUAGACGUACCACAAAAGGCAAGCUGAGCAAGCUCGCGAAAGGUCUUAAAGCACUUACCCCGGUCCUAUACAGGACUCCGUCAACAGUUCAGAGAUUGAUGUUGUGGCAAGUACCUCCCUGGCAGUUCGCCGCAGCAGCCAGGAAGAAUAACGUUGAGGUACUACAAGGAUCUUUCACCGCCAAGUCAGGAAUACAUUUGACGAUCCCCCUGCCUGGGACGGACUUUGCAUACGACGACAUGGGGCAGGCGAUGGAGCGGCAAUUGCGGCUUCACGGAACUGAUCUACUGACUUUGUCGGUCAUAUCAAGUUUCUUGUUGAUAGUUGACAGCAAUCAGGCCAACCUACUUAUAGAUGAAAUCGAUGCGUUCUCUGCAAAGUAUCCAAGGCAGUCGUUUCGAUUUGCGGUGAUCCAAGCCCACAAUUCGACGGUUGGGACCGAUGCGAAGACUCUGGCAUCAUGGCAAAGAAUUUGCCGUUGCAUUAAUAUAAUCCCGAUACAUAAUGAACGCCGUAACGCGCAACAGUCGAGCCGGGCAGGCGGUCACUUGGAAAUUUUCCAUACGUUGGAAGAAUUGUGCACAUAUACAAUUGAGAAUAGGAAGUAUUUCUUGAAAGCAUAA
Molecule: messenger RNA, 726 nt
Organism: Aspergillus niger
Lineage: Eukaryota; Fungi; Ascomycota; Eurotiomycetes; Eurotiales; Aspergillaceae
Exons: 8
Coding region: 1-726 (241 amino acids)
Source: RefSeq, a predicted model, not a curated record